Drosophila kikkawai is the source of this 5581-nucleotide messenger RNA. The record is from RefSeq and is a predicted model, not a curated record. Lineage: Eukaryota; Metazoa; Arthropoda; Insecta; Diptera; Drosophilidae.
UCGUGUUUACCUCGUGACGUGUGCAUCCCAACUCGCCGGAAUGACUUGCGGAAAAGUGUCACAUCGUUGAAAAAGUCAAAGUUCUUAUAAUAAACAUGCAAAAUAACCAAGAACCUUAUGGAAUCGAAGGCGUUUACCUAUGACGUGUCCAUCCCAACUCUGAUGACUUGCGGAAAAUAAUAAUAAUCGAGCAAAAUCACCAAGAAUCACUGGAACCGAAGGAGUUAAUGAUCAAUGAAUCUCAAUAUGUGCGCGUCUCCCCUCGCGUAUACCCAACACCUGCGCAUCCUCAACCAAUCUGGAUGACCGCCGGAAAAGUGCCGUUUUCCGGGGAAUGUGUAAGCUCUUAUUAUAAUAGUGAAAUAUCACCAAGAAUCCCUGGAAUGGAAGGAAUGAAUCAUCGAUGACUCAGCCAAGUCUGCGGUGCGGCAAUGAAAAGCUAUGAAAAGCGAUGUAAAGCGACGAAAAGCGAUGUAAAACGACGAAAAGCGAUGCAAAGCGAUGAAAAGCGCCUCCCCUCGCGACCCCUCGCCUUCCCUCGUGUUUACCUGUGACGUGUCCAUCCCAACUCUCCGGGAUGACUUGCGGAAAAUAAUAAUAAUCGAGCAAAAUCACCAAGAAUCACUGGAACCGAAGGAGUUAAUGAUCAAUGAAUCUCAAUAUGUGCGCGUCUCCCCUCGCGUAUACCCAACACCUGCGCAUCCUCAACCAAUCUGGAUGACCGCCGGAAAAGUGCCGUUUUCCGGGGAAUGUGCAAGCUCUUAUUAUAAUAGUGAAAAAUCACCAAGAAUCCCUGCAAGCGAAGAAAUGAAUCAUUGAUGACACAGCCAAGCCUGCGGUGCGGCAAUGAAAAGCUAUGAAAAGCGAUGUAAAGCGACGAAAAGCGAUGUAAAGCGACGAAAAGCGAUGUAAAAAGUUGAAAAGCGAUGAAAUACGAUGUAAAGCGGCUAUUUCCAGGAUUCAAGGACUCCAAUGCUUGGCAAAUAAACUUGUUUUGUAUUUCCUUUGAAAACAUAAACGAAGUUGCUGGAAAAAUAGUAGAAAAUAAUCAAAAUCACUUCCUGAGAAUUGGAAAUCCUCCAAGACUCAAAACUCAAAUGGUAUUUAUAGCUGGAAACAACAAACACAAUCAACUACCACAAUCAACGACCAGUUAUAAUAUUCUUUUGCCGAUAAACUAUCGCAACUUAUCGUUUAUCGCCCAUAUUGAUAUAUCCACCCACAGGGAUGAGUUUGGCACCCAACGCGUCUACAAGAAGACUUCGCCCAACUGUGUGCUCACCCUGUAUCUACCCACCCGAGAGAUCACGCUCACCGGCAAUAAUCCGUCCGUGUUGCGAGGGAUUGUCUAUGUUGAUCCCAAGGCCAUUCAGGGAUAUCGCGUAUACGCCCAGUUGACGCUCACGUUCCGCUAUGGCCGCGAGGAUGAGGAGGUAAUGGGCCUGCGGUUCUGCAACGAGGCCAUCAUGUCCCUGCAUCAGAUAUGGCCGCGUCUCGAGGAGCCAACGCCGGAGUCGCUCAGUCCCCUGCAGGAGGCUUUGAUGAAGCGCCUGGGCGAUGGCGCCCAUCCCUUCACCCUGUCGCUAUCCGCCCAUGCCCCGCCCAGCGUGCAGCUGGUCCCGGCCAAGCGCUACUAUGGAGCCCCGAUCGGCACCAGCUACGAUGUCCGUUGCUUUAUUGCCGACAAGACCGAUGAGAAGUUCCAUCGUCGCGCCUCCGUCAAAAUGGGCGUCCGGGUCAUCUAUCGCACGGAUGUCUUUCACCAGAACUUGGCUCCCGAACACUUUGCCGCCUUUGCUGGCGGUCAGCAUGGCGGCGCUCAGUCACCGCCGGCCAGUGCCACGCCCCCCACCAGUGCCGAGGGGGGAGGCGGUGAACAGCAGCAGCAGCAGCAGCAAUCCUGCAAUCAUCCCCACUCCCAUUCCCAUUCGCAGCCGGCCAGCGGUUCCAAGCAAAAGGCCAAGUCCGAGCGUGGUGACUCCUUUCCCAAGCUGCGCCUCUCACCGAAAUCCUUUCGCUUCAGCGGUCGCUUUGGGCGCAGCAAGAGCGAGAUCGAAAAGUGUCCAAAUGAUCCAUUUCACAACUACAGCAAGUCCUUUCAGGAGCACUGUGACAGCAUGUUGCCACCGCAUACUGGCGCUGGAGUAACUGGUGGGAUUGGCGGCGUCAGCGUGGGUCCUUGCGGUGGACCCCAGGGCUCUGUGGACAAACCCUUUCUGCUUCAUGAUGGACGCGUGGGUCUAAGGGCCAGCCUGGAUAAGGGCUGGUACACGCAUGGCGAGGAUGUCAAUGUGACCGUUCAGAUACGCAACGACAGCCGCAAGACGGUUCGCAAAGUUCGGGUCUGCGCCAUCCAGCACGUGGACGUGUGCAUGUUCAACAAUGGCAAGUUCAAGAACGUGGUCGCCGACUCGGAUAACAUAACACCACCGGUGGAUCGCACCGUGGCCGCCGGAGCCUCCCUGAACACGGUGGUCAAGCUUCGGCCGCAACGUGGUCCCACCAAGAACUGGAUUGCUUUAGAGGAUACACUGCAGCGUAGCACUGAGCCGGAGGAGAUCACCGGUGCCAUUGCCGCCUCGGCCAUUCGAUCGCCGCACUUUGUAUUCCAAAAUGCCCAGCUGUUGGCCGGCCAUCCGCUGGCCAGUCCCGCUUUGGUGACACCCCAUCCGCACCAGUACCAGGCACCGGCCUGCCAGCAGAUUCAGGCGGCCAAUCCCUCUGGCAAUUCGAAUUCAUCCGGCGGCACCGAGGAGCGCAAUGUCUUUGCCAUCUACGUUUCGUACUAUGUCAAGGUGAAGCUCACCCUUAGCGGCAUGGGCGGCGAGUUGUCGCUGAAGCUGCCCUUUGUCCUUGUCCAUGUGGAUGAGACCCAGCGUCCUGGCUUUGCCUCGGCCACGCUGGGUGAGCUGCGUCUGGAGAUGGAGCGCCUGGCUCUGCAGGAUGUGCCCGUGGGCAAGAGAAAUGGGCGGCGGCAGGCAGCCUCCAAUGCAGCAGCUGCUGCUGAGAUUGGCGAUGGACCCUCCACCAGUGCUGCUGCCGCCGCAGCUGCAGCAGCAGCUCAGGCUCAAAGUGCUUCGCAUCUGGACAGGAUCGAGAGCGUGGAUGAUGAGUUCAAUAUCCGAGUGCCGGUUCCAAGGAAUGGCUCUCACAAGCGUCGCCUGCAGCGCAGCGAGACUUUGGCUCGUGAUUUGGAGGAGCAGGGCCCCACCGCCGAGGACGAGGAGGAGGAGCACAUUGUUCAGAUACAUCUGGAGCAGGUAUCGCCCGAUCGCGACGAGGUGCAGCAGGAGCAGAGGGAGCGGCAGGAGCAGCGAGAGCAGCCAGAGGGCCGCGCCCGAGGCCCUGGUGCCCAGACCGGCGCAGUGCCCAAGUCAUCGAAUGUGUGAUUCUGAUUGUGGUCCCAGAUGUUUGCCAAGCGCAAGAGAAAGCCGUAGAGGAGGCCGCAGCGAGUCCUUUCAGUUCCGCUUCCCCAGAUCCCUAAUUAAGGCGAGACUGGCAUCGAUCUGGUCUUAAGUUUUAAUCCAGGUUUAUUCCCUUCUUAAAUCGAAAUCGAAAUCGAAAUCAAAAUCCCUAUUUUAUUUCCAUUUUUGUUUUGAUAUCAGAUCGAUGCCAGCCUGCAACCCGCUCUUGCAUCUUGUAAAUCUUGACUUGCUACUUCUGGACACACAAGCACAUACAUUUCUAUCAAAAUUAAGAUAUAGUUAGUAGGAGGCUUAAGAAGGAGUCCAUCUCCUUCUGCAGUUUGAUUUGUAUUUAAAGCAGUUGAUCCGGAUCCAGAGAAUCCAGAGAAUUGAAGAGCUAGCAAAGUAAUUAACCGAAUGUACAUUUAAAACGAAAAUGUUUCAGUUCCGGUUUCAAAAGUCACAAGUUAGGAGGCAGGAUAAAUGAUAUAUGUAUGUAAGGAGGGAGGAAUGAGGAAUAAGGCAGGAGCUUAACUUAAAGUUGUUUUUAAGCAGGUUGAAGGUUUCCAAAAAAAAAGGAGAAAAGCCAAGAGCGACGAGCUACAAGCGAGGGACAAAGCCUGAGAGUAGCAAAUCAAUAGAGCUUAGGUGAAAGGAGAGCAGCAACGAGUGACGAGCUACAAAAUAAACCAAGGACAAAGCCUGACGAGAGACCAGCAAUGAGCGAGUAACCAGCAGCGAGAGUAGCGAGUCAAUAGAAAUAAGGAGCAAGUAAAACAAAGACGAGUGACGACGAGCUACCAAGCCUGACGAGAGCCAAACGACCAGCGAAGAGCGAGUAACCAGUAGCGUGUUAGGACAUAGGGCUUAGGACAUUCGAAUGGCUGGCACAUUGAUGUAUUAGUUAGCUUUUGGCAUUCCCUAGGAAUCAGGACAAUGAAUUAAGGGUGAAAUUUUAGCAGAUUGAACGAAAUCGAAAGCGGAAGCGUUAGGCGAAACCGACGAACGAGUUGAACUUGAAGCCGAGCUAGAUGUAGUCACUAGCCUGUAAGGUUUAUCAUUUGAUAUUAGCCAUGCAAUGCGUUGAAAUUGAUGAUAUUGAAGAUGUUCUUGGGAGGCUAUGCCAGUAUUAGCUCUGAAAUAGGGGUUGCAAAAGGUAAGAAAAGCAAAGUUUAAGAGCAAGCCAACCCAAAAAACACAUCCAAAAUAAAUAUAUAUUUACUGUAGAGACGUAAGUGAAUGUCAAGUCCAUAUGCAUGUACAAGUACUCGAUGUAUCGACACCCUUAGGGUGGCUCGGCAAUUACCUAAUUAAUCGCAUACAUACACAUACACAUAAACAUAUAUAUAUUUACCGAAUAUUAAAUGUUUGAUGUGUAUUUACAAGCGACAAAUGAAAUCUUACAGAGGCCAAAAAGGGCAAAACACAACACAAGAACAACCUAAAGCCUAUAUACAUUUGUGUGCGGUUUCAAACUGACAAAAGAAAGAGUAUUUACCCAUCACUUAAACCCAUUUAAACACAGCCAGAGAGCCAAAAACAUAUAUUAUUGGAAGUACUAAGUUAAUUAAGAGAAAGGCGAAGGCGGGCACUGGGCAGGCAGAAUAUGAUAGAAAUCCAGCAUUGUUCCGAACAGUAGUCUCUAUGAAUAGCUAUAGUUUUUGAGAAGAGGUAUUCCAGAUGCUAAAUGCCAGUUGUCAGGAGGGAAGGAGAUCAAGGAAAUCUACGAUUUUUAAUGUUUAGAUCUUUAAGAGAACAAGAAUAUCCAAGGCAUUACACUAUAUACAAUACCGAUUACAUAGCCGUGUAUAUCUGUGUCUACAAUAUAUAAUAAUGCAGCAUUGAAAUACAUUUCAACAAUGAAUAAACAAGAAUUUAUUGAUGUAAAACGCUAACCAUAUACUAUAUCCAUAUAGAGAUAUAUGUUAUAUUGAUGUCAGUGUGUGUUGUUGCUUUGACAAGCCAAGCUACUAACUAAACUAAACUAAACUAAACAAAAAAAAAAAAACUAAACAUAAAUGUGAUGCAUUUCUAUGUGAGUACACGAAUAAAUAUCUAGGCAUUAACAGCAACCAACUCCCAAGCCCCCACCUGGACGAACCCAAUUCUCUUCUCAAUCUUUUCCACUUUACGAGCUGGACUCUGCCUACCUUCCUCUCUCCCUUGAAUCCUGUCCC